CUGCUCACGUGCGGCAGCAACCAGCAAAGCGGCCUAUGUACUCUGAACUCCCGUAAUAAUUGUUAUUUAUCAUCUCCUUCAUGAAUUCCUUCAAGAACUACGAGACCAUUCAAGUACGGCGGAGCUAAGGGCGCGCGACUGAUAUCUGGGAUGAUGAAUAUUAUCAUGGCUUCACCCCAUUCAUGCGCCAGUCCCUGUGGUUGAGGGCAGUUUGUACCCAAGACGAGUAGCCAUAUUUACGGGGAAUCCAAAGCUGAACGCGGUCAAAGAGGCCCAGCUCUCUAUUGAAUUGGUGACUGUUGAAGUGUGAGAGUGUCCUCAUACAAACGACAUCUAUUGAAGGUCUAUCAUAGACUACCGUCCAUUGAUUUCAUGGGAACAUGCGGAACAAAUUUGUCACCAUUGGGGCCGAAACAUACAAUAGAGCUGCCGUGGACAGAAGGAAUGAGUCCAUCGUUGUCUUCUACGUCAGACCUUUUCUAUUCACAGUUCACCACGGAAGUAGUUCAAGGGAAGAGAUCUCGAUUCGAUGUGGGUACUGUUGCCAUCAUUUUACUGGCUGAUACAGAGACAACGGAUGACCAACUAUUUGCAGCAACAACUGCACUGCAAACACUCGACGCGAAACAACGAGGCGCUAAGUAUGGACCACGCGGGUCAUAUGACCAACAGGAAGCAGAACAAUCCUGCGAUCACCUCCUUCACAUAUCUUCAGCGAGGAUUUUGAAGACUUGGUUCCGCAAACUGAUGUGUUUCGUGGUCAUUCUCGAUCGAGAACAGGUCUCUAAAUGUGGCAUGACAUUAAUCCUUGGCAUGUCUGUAACCGAAGGUCUUGACUGUCUUCAGCGUUCUACAUAUUGCUCGAUCAACAACGUCGCCAAUAUGAAUGCGGAAACACUCACUGGUGUGUCGCUACGGCCUGUUCUCAGGGUGGAGGAGACUCAUCUCAAGCCCGCACACGCCACCAUCGCAGGUGGGCUGCAGUUUCGUCCCCUUGCUGUGACAGACAAUAUGGACGCUGUCAACGCAACAAUAAAGGUGAUAUGGUGUUCGGAUGAUUUCGUUGAGGUUUUGCAAAAUGUAUAUGCUUGGCGAAUGAUAUUAGAACCUAUCCCUUCCGGUCAUUCGUGGAUCCUGCAUCGGUUGUGA
Suillus fuscotomentosus is the source of this 1149-nucleotide messenger RNA. RefSeq lists its product as uncharacterized. NCBI's taxonomy places the organism in Eukaryota, Fungi, Basidiomycota, Agaricomycetes, Boletales, Suillaceae. The coding region runs from base 373 to 1149 and encodes 258 amino acids. The record is from RefSeq and is a predicted model, not a curated record. The transcript has 9 exons.